Messenger RNA from Pygocentrus nattereri (red-bellied piranha), 1284 nucleotides. RefSeq names its product paralemmin 1b (gene palm1b). Gene Ontology annotation, biological process: regulation of cell shape. NCBI's taxonomy places the organism in Eukaryota, Metazoa, Chordata, Actinopteri, Characiformes, Serrasalmidae. The record is from RefSeq and is a predicted model, not a curated record. The transcript has 7 exons. The coding region runs from base 269 to 1003 and encodes 244 amino acids. Gene Ontology annotation, cellular component: membrane.
GAGAGAGAGAGAGAGACACACACACACACACACACACACGCGCGCGCAUGGUCUGGCAAAGAGAGACAACACAACAAACAAAAUCUUACGUCAAGGUCUACGAGAGGCGCGAGAGGAGUCACCGUCAGCCGCGCGAGCUCCACGCCUGCCUACAAGUCAGUAGUGGUCGUCAGCACCAUCCGUGUUUUUCUGUUUUUCGUCUCGUGCAUUGAAGGCGAGGCUCGAGGCAGCACGCUUCCACCCCCAGAGGACCGAGCAGCCUGCUGAGAUGUCGGAGGCUUUGACGCAGCAAGAGCGACUUCAGGCCAUAGCUGAAAAGAGGAAGCGACAGGCUGAGAUAGAGAAUAAAAGGAGACAGCUGGAGGACGACCGCAGACAGCUACAACACCUCAAGUCUAAAGCACUGAGGGAGCGAUGGCUGCUGGACGGAGCGCCCUCCAGUGGAGAGAAUGAAGUUCAGAAGCAGCUGGAGGAGGAUGAGGCCAAAACCAAACAGCUGGAGAAAACUAUCCUCAGGCUGGAGCAGGAGAUCGAGGAGCUGGAGACCGGAGUUCCUGCCAAACCCACCGCAGACAAACAGGACACGCCUGAUGGUCCUGGGAAAGUGGAGAACGGAGUGCACCAGCCCAGCCCUCAAGACACCACCAAGAAAGCAGUAACGGGUAUUGAGGCGAAGCUGCAGUGCACCAGCCCAGACGCCGCCAUCGAGAACGCCAGCGCCGAGCAUCCGGUCACCAUGGUGUUCAUGGGCUACAAAAACGUGGAGGACGAGACGGAGACCAAGAAGGCCCUCGGCAUCGAGGACACGGUGAAGGCCGAGUUCGUGGUCAUCGAGGACGGAGAGAGUAAAGGAGCGACGGAGGGAGCAAAGGACGACCAGGCGCCGCCGAACGGCACCACGUCCAGCCCCGAGAAAAACCCUGAGGAGAAGAAGAAUGAGGAGGCCAAAGAGGAGGAGGCCAAGAAGGAGAAGCAGCCAUGCAAGUGUUGCACUGUCAUGUGAGCUUUAGCUUCAGCUUCAGCUCUUCACCUCAGACUCUCCUCAAACCGGAAAAACACACAACCCAACCAACAACGUCGCCAGGGAGAUCUCGGAAAAAGCGCACAGUGCUGAGCAAAAGUCUUAGGACAGCUAAGAAAACGGUCUAAAAUGGUUUAAAUCUGGGCAGUGAGCACAUUUUUGCCAGUAAAAACAUCAGAAUAAACACAAAUAAACACAAAUGCUGUUAAAUCAAAAGAAGAAUUUCUUUUAAAAUGUUUUAAAAAAUACAGCAAAAUGUAAAA